Messenger RNA from Danaus chrysippus (African queen), 1545 nucleotides. The record is from the annotation of a GenBank genome assembly. NCBI's taxonomy places the organism in Eukaryota, Metazoa, Arthropoda, Insecta, Lepidoptera, Nymphalidae.
AUGUCGUCGGGAUUUGGAAAAUUUGGACCAUUAGUUGGGGCAAUCGACGAGGGCACCUCAAGUGCGCGUUUUAUUAUUUUUAAAGCUAAUUCUUGUGAAGUGGUGGCUUUAUACCAAAAGGAGCUAGAACAAUAUUUUCCACAGGAAGGAUGGGUUGAACAGGAUCCCAAUGCUAUUCUAGAAGUUGUUACCAUAUGUAUUACAAAAGCUGUAGAGCAAUUAAUAUCGUUAGGCGGGAAACCCCAGGACAUAAUAGCUGUUGGUGUUACAAAUCAACGGGAGACUACAAUUGUGUGGGAUAAAUAUACUGGAAGGCCGUUACACAAUGCCAUAGUGUGGCUUGAUAUGAGAACUUCAUCUACCAUAGAAAAGCUUCUUGACACAGUGCCUAAUAAGACUAGGAAUAAGAAUUAUUUAAAGCCGUUGUGUGGUCUCCCAUUGUCACCGUACUUCAGUGCCGUCAAGUUGAGAUGGCUAAGCGACAAUGUCGAUGUAGUGAAACAAGCUAUGAAAAAAGGGACAUGCUAUUUUGGUACUGUUGAUUCAUGGAUUAUAUGGAAUUUAACAGGCGGUCCAAACGGCGGCAAGCACGUCACCGAUGUGUCGAAUGCCUCGCGAACAAUGCUCAUGAAUAUAGAAAAUUUGAAAUGGGAUCCUUUGUUGAUUAAAUUCUUUGAAGUACCAAAAUCUGUCUUGCCAGAAAUCAAAUCUAGUUCUGAGAUAUACGGCUGUGUGGCAGAUGGUCCUCUCAAAGGCGUACCUAUAUCUGGUUGUUUGGGGGACCAGCAAGCAGCUCUAGUGGGACAGAUGUGUCUGCAGAAAGGUCAGGCGAAGGCUACAUACGGUACUGGCUGCUUUGUCCUGUACAAUACGGGAGAUAUUCGCGUGAACUCGAGCAGGGGGUUGCUCACAACCGUCGCCUACCAACUGGGCAGUCAUAAUCCACCUUGCUAUGCGCUAGAGGGCUCUGUAGCUGUUGCUGGGGCGGCUUUAGGUUGGCUAAAAGACAACAUAGGCCUGAUAGAGAAUGUUAAGAAAUCACAAGAAAUUGCUGAGAAAGCCACAGAUAACGGCAGCGUCGUUUUUGUGCCCGCCUUUAGUGGGUUAUACGCCCCAUAUUGGAGACAAGAUGCUAGAGGCGUUAUCUGUGGUAUAACAGAAGAUACAAACUCAAAUCACAUUGUCAAAGCUUCAUUAGAAGCGGUUUGUUUCCAAGUACGCGACAUAUUGGACGCUAUGAACGAAGACUGCGGCAUUCCCCUGCAAGUGUUGAAGGUUGAUGGUGGUAUGACUUCGAAUGAUCUUGUAAUGCAGAUGCAGGCUGAUCUUAUCGGCAUAGAGGUUGUAAAGGCUGGUUUCACAGAGAGCACGGCUUUGGGGGCGGCAAUGGUCGCGUUCUGGGCCGUAGAAAACAACAAGGCCGCAACCAUAGCUAUGACCAGUGGUGUCACUUACGUACCUCAGAUAAGUGAAGAUGAGAGGGACAUGAGAUACAAACAGUGGAAAAUGGCCGUUGAAAGAUCAUUGGGUUGGAAACAGAAUUGA